AUGAAUACGGCUAACUCGAAUGAAGAGAAAAACCUUCUGAUAUACGACAAGUCAAGUAAAGUAGGAUGUAUCUACUUCAUAGGCAUCAGCAGCAACAUUUAUCAGGGGAAAGUAAUUCUUAAAAAAAACUGUAUAAGUGAUAGAAUAGUAAGAUAUACGAAUUUAAAUGAGAAUUUGAUGUUAAUAAAAAAUGGAAAUUUUAAUUUUAAACAAACAGCAAUAUUAAUUAAAGGAAUAACCAUAUUUCUGCAUAGACAACUAGAAGUAUUGCUAACUGAUUUUUACACAAUGUAUAAGAAAUGUUUAUUCAGUAGCUUAAAUACAAAUAAUUCAUUAAAUGGCAUAGUAAAAAAAAAAUAUAGAGAAAAUAAAAGAUACAGAGCCAAGAAAAAUAUAUUACCUUUACAAGACGGGACACAUAGGAACACUACAAAUAAUAACAUUUUUGGAAAUAAAAUUUCCAAUUAUUUUAAUAAAAAUAAGAACAUAGCACAUAUGAAUGAUUUAAUGCUAAAAGAAAGUAAUGAUCUAUAUGUGAACGACUAUAACUUUGGGAAUGACGAUAUUCAAAAUGAAGAAAAUAUUAUAUAUCAGGAUAUGUUAACUAACACAUCUUCUUUUGAAUAUUCUAAAUUUAAUAACUUGUAUACAAUUAAUAAUCAGAUGCAGAAUUUGAAUACAAAAGAAACUGCAGGGGAUAUUAUAAUGCAAAGUAAUAUAAACAGUACUGCCUUGUUAAAAUUUAAUUUGCUAGAUAUGAAAACACAUAAAAAUUUAGAAAGCAAUAACAACUCAAAUCCCAAUUUAUUCGUGAGUAAACAUAUAAGCAAGAAAAACUUUUCUAUUAGCAUCUUGAAUAGUAGUCUACUAAUUAAUGGGGGUCUUCCACAUGAGAAGACAAAUAAUAAUUUGGGAAUUACAAGUCUAGGAAAUGGUAAUAUGAUUCAUAAGGAUAAUCAUAAUUAUAACGAAAAAUAUCAGGACCACAAUAAGAACAAUGAAAAGCGCAAUGAAGAAAAGAAGAAUAAACGAGGCUAUGCACAGAUUGACAAUGAAAUAAUCCUGAAAGAUAACAUCUGGAACAUGGCAAAUAUGAAUAAAAAGAAAAAGUCUGAUAACCACUUUAAUACAUAUUUGGAAGGGGGAAAUUAUAUUUUUUUUUUUCUAAACAAUGACAUGAAAAAUAAUCCUAGUGGUAGUUCUAUGUCUUCCUCUUUUCAUUCAUACGAAAGAACAAAAAAUUACAUCAACUUUGAUGCAAGAAAAGAUAUAUAUAACAUAUUUGGCAAUGAACUAAUACAAAAUGAAAAAAAUAAUAUGGAACCCAACAAUUUCAAAUUACUUCAGACAAAAUCCACAACGUCCUCAUUAAAUGAAAAAAAAAAUAAAAGCAUGAAUCAUUUAAACUUCGAACAGUUAAGAGAAAAUUUUAAUGAUGAUUAUUUCAUGAAAAUUGAAGUAGAAAAUAACCCCAGUAAAAAAAGAUACUCGAAGGAUUCUUUUGUUAGUAGCUUUGAUCAAAUGGAAUACGACUUCGACAGAAUUAGUGACAUGCCGCACAAAAAUUAUGAACACAAAAAAUUACAUCAAAACGGAUCAUGUAUAGAUAACAAAAUUAGGAAAGGCAGAAACUAUGUUUAUACAUUAAGUGAUACUUUAAAAGACUCAUUAAGUGUGCCAUCCAGCAAGUUAGUUAAUAAGAGGUCCUGUACUUCAUCAGAAUAUAAAUAUAAUCAAGAAUUAAUAAAACUAAAAAAUUAUUUGCACAAAAUAAGAGAAAAAUGUACCAAUGUUAUAGAAUUCGAUUGUAUAUUUCCUGUCAACAAAAUGUCUGAUAAAAACAUUUCCCUAAUAUUCUACAACUUGCUUGUAUUAGCAUCAAAUGCUGAAAUUGAGGUAAUACAAAAUUCUCCUGAUAAUAAAAUUCUUAUACAGGUAUGUUGA
Molecule: messenger RNA, 1944 nt
Organism: Plasmodium gonderi
Lineage: Eukaryota; Apicomplexa; Aconoidasida; Haemosporida; Plasmodiidae
Exons: 1
Coding region: 1-1944 (647 amino acids)
Source: RefSeq, a predicted model, not a curated record